AGCUUGCCACAACUCCCUGAGAUCUCCCAGGUGGCAGCUGCCUCCUCCAGACAGGUUCAUCCACGAUGACCCAACUAAGCACCCAAGUCAAAGGCUCUCUCAAUAUCACCACUCCAGGGUUGCAGAUAUGGAGGAUCGAGGCCAUGCAGAUGGUACCCGUUCCUUCCAGCACCUUUGGGAGCUUCUUUGAUGGUGACUGCUACAUAGUCUUGGCUAUCCACAAGACUGGCAGCAACCUCUCUUAUGACAUCCACUUCUGGAUUGGCAAUGACUCGUCCCAGGAUGAGCAGGGGGCAGCUGCCAUCUAUACCACACAGAUGGACGACUACCUGAAAGGCCGGGCUGUCCAGCACCGGGAGGUCCAGGGCAACGAGAGCGAGACCUUCCGAAGCUACUUCAAGCAGGGCCUUGUGAUCAAGAAAGGGGGAGUGGCUUCUGGCAUGAAGCAGGUGGAGACCAAUGCCAGCAAUGUCCAGCGGCUGCUCCACGUCAAGGGCAAGAGGAACGUCGUGGCCGGAGAGGUGGAGAUGUCCUGGAAGAGUUUCAACCGAGGGGACGUUUUCUUGCUGGACCUCGGGAAGCUGAUUGUCCAGUGGAAUGGGCCUGAGAGCAACCGCAUGGAGAGGCUUAGGGGCAUGACCCUGGCCAAGGAGAUCCGAGACCAGGAGCGAGGUGGGCGCACCUACGUGGGUGUGGUAGACGGGGAGAAGGAGAAGGAGUCCCCAGAGCUGAUGGCGGUGAUGAAUCACGUGCUUGGCGAGCGCAGGGAACUGAAGGCAGCAGUGCCUGAUACGGUCGUGGAGCCUGCACUCAAGGCUUCCCUCAAGUUGUAUCAUGUGUCUGACUCGGAGGGAAAACUGGUGGUUAGGGAAGUCGCCACACGACCACUCACACAGGACCUACUCAGCCAUGAGGACUGUUACAUCCUGGACCAGGGGGGCCUGAAGAUCUACGUGUGGAAAGGGAAGAAGGCCAACGAGCAGGAGAAGAAGGGAGCCAUGAGCCAGGCCCUGAACUUCAUCAAAGCCAAACAGUACCCACCAAGCACACAGGUGGAGGUGCAGAAUGAUGGGGCUGAGUCAGCCAUCUUCCAGCAGCUCUUCCAGAAGUGGACAGUGCCCAACCAGUCUUCAGGCCUGGGCAAAACCCACACCGUGGGCUCUGUGGCCAAGGUGGAGCAGGUGAAGUUUGAUGCCAUGUCUAUGCAUGUACAGCCUCAGGUGGCCGCCCAGCAGAAGAUCGUGGAUGAUGGGAGUGGAGAGGUGCAGGUGUGGCGUAUUGAGGACCUAGAAUUGGUGCCUGUGGAUUCCAAGUGGCUGGGCCACUUCUUCGGGGGUGACUGCUACCUGCUGCUCUAUACCUAUCUCAUUGGCGAGAAGCAGCACUACCUACUCUACGUCUGGCAGGGCAGCCAGGCCAGUCAGGAUGAAAUCGCAGCCUCGGCCUAUCAAGCUGUCAUCCUGGACCAGAAGUACAAUGAUGAACCCGUCCAGAUCCGGGUCCCGAUGGGCAAGGAGCCACCCCACCUCAUGUCUAUCUUCAAGGGACGCAUGGUGGUCUACCAGGGAGGUACCUCUCGAGCUAACAACACAGAGCCUGUGCCUUCCACAAGGCUGUUCCAGGUCCAGGGAACGAAUGCCAACAACACUAAGGCCUUUGAGGUCAAACCCCGGGCCACAUGCCUCAACUCUAAUGAUGUCUUCAUCCUCAAGACCCAGUCCUGCUGCUACCUGUGGUGUGGAAAGGGCUGCAGCGGGGAUGAACGGGAGAUGGCCAAGAUGGUUGCAGAUACCAUCUCUCGGACAGAGAAGCAAGUGGUGGUGGAGGGGCAGGAGCCAGCCAACUUCUGGGUGGCCCUAGGUGGAAAGGCCCCCUACGCUAACACCAAAAGACUACAGGAGGAAAACCUCGCCAUUAGCCCCCGGCUCUUUGAAUGCUCCAACCAGACUGGGCGCUUCCUGGCCACAGAGAUCCCUGACUUCAAUCAGGAUGAUUUGGAAGAGGAUGAUGUGUUCCUGCUGGAUGUCUGGGACCAGGUUUUCUUCUGGAUAGGGAAGAACGCCAAUGAGGAGGAGAAGAAGGCUGCAGCCACCACUGUGCAGGAAUACCUCAAGACCCACCCCAGCGGCCGCGACCCUGAGACCCCCAUCAUCGUGGUGAAGCAGGGACAUGAGCCUCCCACCUUCACGGGCUGGUUCUUUGCUUGGGAUCCCUUCAAGUGGAGUAACACCAAAUCCUAUGAAGACCUGAAGGCAGAGCUUGGAAACUCUGGGAACUGGGGCCAGAUCGCUGCUGAUAUCACAAGCCCCAAGGCGGAUGUAUUCACUGCCAGCACCAACCUCAGUUCUGGGCCUCUGCCCAUCUUCCCUCUGGAGCAGCUGGUGAACAAGUCUGUGGAGGAGCUUCCCGAAGGUGUGGACCCUAGCAGAAAAGAGGAGCACCUGUCUGUUGAAGAUUUUACUAAGGCCUUGGGGAUGACUCCAGCUGCCUUCUCUGCCCUGCCUAGAUGGAAGCAACAAAACCUCAAGAAAGAAAAAGGACUAUUUUGAAAAGCAAUAAUACUUGUGGCUGUAAAGCAGCAUCUCUCUUGUGUGUGGUCAUUAUUAUUGGUUUUAGUCCCAUUGAACAGAAAAUGUCCAGUUGUACCUGUGAGCAACAGUGUGGCAAUACCACUUCUGUCUAGUAAUCUGCCCAUUUUUUCAGAAAGAUGCCACCUCCCCAA
Castor canadensis (American beaver) is the source of this 2722-nucleotide messenger RNA. It is a transcript of the gene Vil1, whose product is annotated as villin 1. Gene Ontology annotation, cellular component: lamellipodium; actin cytoskeleton; cytoplasm. NCBI's taxonomy places the organism in Eukaryota, Metazoa, Chordata, Mammalia, Rodentia, Castoridae. The record is from RefSeq and is a predicted model, not a curated record. Gene Ontology annotation, biological process: actin polymerization or depolymerization; actin filament severing; barbed-end actin filament capping. Gene Ontology annotation, molecular function: phosphatidylinositol-4,5-bisphosphate binding; actin filament binding.